AGCAGGGGAUGAGUUCAGGGGAUCUGGAGGCCCGAACCCCUUCAUGUCGUGGGACAUGCUCGCUCUCAUGAUGUCUCCCCGUGCCGCGGCCCCACAUCCGGCGCCACCGCCCCCACUCGUGAUGGACAGCACGAGGACCCCGUACGACGAGGCCUACUUCUUCUAUGGGGCCCACGACCCCCUGGACCCCAGCCUGACCCACCGAGGGCGCCCGUUCGAGGUUCAGCACUCGGCGGACGACCUCGCCCCGUACAGGCAUCGUCAGCAGGGUCCGGGCGCCUCUGUGGCGGUGCCAGCGCCCCAGAGAGUCACGGCCGUCAGCGGCGCGCGCAGGGCCGUGGGCCCCACGUCCCAACUGGGCUCCGAUUUCGUGCCGGGCUCCGCCGACCGCGGCAAACAGCGCGAGAAACACCAGCGCUACCAGGAGGAGCUGGAGGAGCAGAUGCGCGUGCAGGACGUGCGGCGUCAGCGUCAGCGGGAGGAGCGCGAGCGCUACGAGUCACGCAUCGAGGAGGAGGCGAGCGCGUUCAGCCCCUGGGGCAAGGGCGGGGGCGGUGCUCCCCUCCGCGACGCCGAAGGGAACCUCAUCACCGACCUCAAGCAGAUGCACAAGCAGAAUGAGGAGGCGUACAAGAACCCACACCACCGGCCGCGGGGAGACGCCCGUGCCGUCCUCUCCCUGGACCUCAACCUCGCCACGCCACGCGCAGACAUGGGGGAGGGCGGCAACAGCCCCCACAAGUACCCAGGCUUCGGCUACGCCUACCGGGGUGCCCUGCAGCACGCGGGGCCCGUGACGGAGCAGCAGGCGCGGGCGCAGGGCCUCUACAAGGACUUCCUGAAGCAGCAGGCGAGAGAGCUCCCUGGCACGCGCCCUCGAGACCGUCGCUCUCGCGCUCCGCGUGGCCCCGUGGAGCGCGAGAGGGGCGCCACCCCCUCCUUGUCAUGUCGAUUGUCUUUUGCGUGCGAUCGUUGAAGAGCGACCCGGGGCUGAGACCGUCCAAUCGCGUGCGGUGGCCAAAUGUGAGGCCAGGAUCUGAGUCGUGCCGGCUCGGUGAUCUCACAUUGCCAGUACGAGGCCUCUUCCUCACCCAGAGGUGGCAGAGCGGCUGAUGUCAGAGCGCUUCUGCAAAAUUUGAUCUGGGUCACUUAUCACGACUAUCUCAGUGUGUCUCUGCAUGUCUCUAUGUAUCGACGUGUCUCUACUUGUCUCUGUGUGCC
Petromyzon marinus (sea lamprey) is the source of this 1221-nucleotide messenger RNA. NCBI's taxonomy places the organism in Eukaryota, Metazoa, Chordata, Hyperoartia, Petromyzontiformes, Petromyzontidae. The record is from RefSeq and is a predicted model, not a curated record.